UUCCAGGGAAGGGUUAGUUUUAGGGUUUGGCUUGACAAAAAAUUAAGUGGUGACUCUAGUAGCAGGUUAAAAUAUGCGUAAAUUUUAAAGUUAUUAUUAGGCCUACCUUUAGUUUAAAAUUUGACGUUUGGGUGACACAAAUGUUUUUUAAGGCAAAGUUUUAAAUUUAUUAUUCUUCUAUUGAACUUUCACAUCUAGGUCAAUUCGACCUAACCAUGGAUUCUAUAGAAAACAAUUUGUGUUUGCUGUUAGAUGGCCUGGCUCUUCAAGACAGCGAAGAAUUGUGUGACUUUUCCCUUGCAGAUCAGAAUGAAGCUAUAGCUGCUAAGGGGGUUACUCCCUCGACACCAUCUGAUUUUGUUCCUGUUGUCAAGAACACUGUGACAUACAUUGUUAUGGCAGUACUUUUCAAUGAUGACGGAGAAAUAUUGAUGAUGCAAGAAGCCAAAAGCUCAUGUGCAGGCCAGUGGUACCUCCCUGCCGGCAGAAUGGAACCUGGAGAGGACAUUGAGGAAGCUGUGAAGAGAGAAGUCCUCGAAGAGACCGGUCUGUACAUGGAGCCUACCUCUCUCAUCAUGGUCCAGUGUGCCAGCAAAGCUUGGUUCAGGUUCAUACUAGCUGGUCAUGUCACCGGUGGCACACUGAAGACUCCUGGGCAAGCUGACUCUGAAUCCCUACAGGCCAAGUGGGUGAAGGACCCAGAGCAGAUGAGUCUGAGAUGUAAGGACAUCUUGUCAGUGGUGGAGAGAGGACAUCAGUUCAGACUGAGACAGGAGCCCCAACACCCUAGCAUGUUGCCUGCAGUGCGACCACAUCACAAGCUGUUGUUGCGAUUUGUCAUCCUCGCCAGACAGAAGAGCAGCAACCGAGUACACAUAUUGCUGUCAGAGAAGACUGAAGUGCACUUGCCAAUUUGUGAGGUCAAUCAUCAUCACAAUUUACAUUCAACCAUCCGAAAGUUCAUGGUGGAGAUCUUUGGUGCAGACGUGCCUCCUCACAAGCCCCAUGGUGUGCUGAGUGUAGAACACUGUGGUAAUCCCGAGGGUGCUCAUGACGGCCUCCUCAUGACCAUUCUGAUAGCCUUCCGGGUGCCUCUAGAACAGGUGUUUCCCAUAGACAAGUAUACCUGGCUGAUGGUAGGUGGUGGUUUGGGAGAUAAACUCAUUCAGCGUGUACCUCGUAACAUGACUGUACCACUGCACGUCAUCUCCUAGUGUACUGUACACUCUACAAGUAAAUAUUAACCUGGUACUAUCACAAUGCAAAGAACUGAAGAGGGCUAGGACUCCAAAUCACGGACAAAUUUUAUUUGAUUUGUUUAGUAGAUAUUGACUGAAUGUUUACUUUACUUCUUAUAAAUUACGGUAAGAUUGUCAAAAUUUUCUAUUUUUUGAUUUGAUUAUAAAACUUUAUGUUAUUACAGCUAGGAAACAAACAUUUAACUUUUGAAUAUAGUUGCUGAUAAAAUUAUUUAGAUUUUUUUUAUCCGUGUAGAAUUUCUUAUCCAUUUUUCUACUUGACCGCUGAACUUGACUAUCCUGAUAGUGAAUUUCCCGUAGGGAAAGGGAGUAAGCUACAUUUCAUCUGAAUUUUCAUCUUAAAAUUGAAAGUACAUUAAUAUGACAUUAAAUUUUGUCAGGACAUAUAUGAACAAUUUACAUUGAAGGUUGAUGAGUGUUAUGGAUGAUUCAAUUUUAUCCAAGCAUCUAGUGAAAAAGAAACUAGGGUGAAAUUAGGAUUUUGCCUGAGGUGCCACCAAAAAUAAAUAUAAAUAGGCUAUGGAGUUUUUGCAGGCAAAUUCAAUGAAUACUUAACAAAUUCAAUUGUCUUGGCUGUUAUGCUCAAGUUUUAACAUAAUUAUAGCUUAUGUAGUUUUAAAUGUAUUUAAAAGUGCCUGAUUAAUAUUUAUUGCAUUGUUGAAAAUGUUUUAAGAUUUUAAUGAGCUUGAAUGGCUGAACAUAAUUCUAUUUUGUUAUUUUAAUCUCAAUGUAAUGAAGUACUAGUAGAAAAAAAAUGUAUUUAUGAGCUUAAAUAACAUUUAAUUUUAGUUUUGCCUAUUGGAUGUUUCUAAUGGUAAAUACAACAAAUUAGUUUUACAAUCUAAACAGGUACUCUUUUUGAUACUUGAAUAAAGAGAGUGAGAAUUAAAAAAAUUAACAGUUGUACAAAAUAGAUAUAU
Messenger RNA from Macrosteles quadrilineatus (aster leafhopper), 2179 nucleotides. RefSeq names its product 8-oxo-dGDP phosphatase NUDT18-like. NCBI's taxonomy places the organism in Eukaryota, Metazoa, Arthropoda, Insecta, Hemiptera, Cicadellidae. The transcript is spliced from 7 exons. The record is from RefSeq and is a predicted model, not a curated record. The coding region runs from base 216 to 1214 and encodes 332 amino acids. Gene Ontology annotation, molecular function: magnesium ion binding; 8-oxo-GDP phosphatase activity; 8-oxo-dGDP phosphatase activity.